Molecule: messenger RNA, 564 nt
Organism: Kazachstania africana CBS 2517
Lineage: Eukaryota; Fungi; Ascomycota; Saccharomycetes; Saccharomycetales; Saccharomycetaceae
Gene: APT1
Product: adenine phosphoribosyltransferase APT1
Exons: 1
Coding region: 1-564 (187 amino acids)
Biological process (GO): adenine salvage; AMP salvage
Cellular component (GO): cytoplasm
Molecular function (GO): AMP binding; adenine phosphoribosyltransferase activity; adenine binding
Source: RefSeq, a predicted model, not a curated record
AUGUCCAUCGAAUCCAACGCCAAAGAACUCAAACAAGCUUUAAGACAAUACCCAAACUUUCCACAAGAAGGUAUUUUAUUUGAAGAUUUCUUACCUAUUUUCCAAAAUCCACAACUUUUCAACAAAUUAGUCGAGUCAUUCAAAUUACAUCUUGCUGAAAAAUUCCCAAAUACCAAAAUUGACUACAUUAUUGGUUUAGAAUCUAGAGGUUUCCUAUUUGGUCCAGCUUUAGCUUUAGCUUUAAAUGUUGGUUUCGUUCCAGUAAGAAAAGCUGGUAAAUUACCAGGUGAAUGUGUCAAAGCAGUUUACAUGAAAGAAUACGGUCAAGAUGAAUUCGAAAUGCAAAAAGAUGCUAUUAAGGAAGGUUCUAAUGUCGUCAUCGUCGAUGAUAUCAUCGCUACCGGUGGUUCUGCCGCCGCCGCUGGUGAAUUAGUCGAAAAAGUUGGUGCCAACGUCAUAGAAUACCAAUUUGUUUUAGAAUUAGACUUCUUAAAGGGUAGAGAUAAAUUAAAGGCUCCAGUUUUCACUUUAUUGGUCGAUCAAAAGGAAGCUCUAAAAAAUUAG